AUGGAAGCAUCACACAGCAUCGUCAACGGUAGCAGUGACAGUGAUACUGACCCGCAACCUCCCGCACUAAACGAACUGCAGGUGGACUCUUCUAGAGUAUGUGAGGAAAGGCCGUGGUUCAACUUUCUCUCCUCCUUCCUUGCAAAUUUCUAUCGCUGGUGGUGGCACAGGACGAAAGACAUAUACCGACAUGUAUCAUGGGCGGAAGUGUCGGGGAGCUGCGGAGACCUGGGAACGUUUAUACCUUUGUUUGUUGCUCUGGCUCAACAACGCGUGAUUCACGCAUCCGCCGCACUCUGGUUCGCCGGCUUGGCAAAUUUUAUAACCGGUUACACUUGGGACCUACCUAUGCCGGUUCAGCCAAUGAAAGCCAUCGCAGCAGUAGCGUUGAUCGACGAACUUUCUCUUCGGCAAGUCACAACAGCCGGGAUUUGGAUGGGCGCUUUUCUCACGAUAUUGGGAGCCACAAAUGGGAUUGAGCUUGUUCAUCGAGUCGUUCCAAGAUCAGUUGUGUCAGGAAUGCAACUCGGAGUUGGCCUCUCGCUUAUGGUACACGGUUGGACAUGGAUCACCGAGCUAUCUUGGUGGGAUCUAGACGGGCGCUGGCUAGCGGUUGUCUGCUUCGUCACAUCAUACUGGGGGCUGCGCUCUAUACACUCGGAUUCUGUCGAGACGAAUGGGUUGAGAUCAGCUCAAGAAAGGCCCCUUCGACCAAUUGGAUUAUUUCUGUUUGGAUUAGGAGCUCUGUUAGCUGUAUUUGGGUUAUUAUCAACAACCACAACGGGAGGCAGUCAGCCUUUGCCAGGCUGGUCCACGGCGCCAAUCGCAACUCUAGCAAUACGGGGAACAAAUUGGAAUGAUUGGAGCACUGGCUUUUGGCAAGGGGCCUUGCCCCAGUUACCUUUGACAACUCUAAAUUCUGUUAUAUCCCUAUGCUGCUUGGCGUCGACACUUUAUGUCCCGGAUUCUUUAAUUGAAGCCGAAUCCCAUCCAAUUGCUGCUUCUUCGAUUCUUUCACCUCGAAAGGUUUGCUGGAGCGUCGGUCUAUUGAACUUCCUCCUCUGUCCUUUUGGGGCCAUGCCAAGUUGUCACGGAGCGGGAGGACUUGCAGGUCAGCACAAAUUUGGCGCUCGACACGGAACCUCUGUAGUUAUCCUUGGCUCUGUAAAGAUGUCAUUGACCCUUAUUUUAGGAACUUGGCUGGUUCCUUUUCUGGAUCGGAUUCCUCUGAGUGUGUUGAGUGUCUCGAUAAUUGUCGCCGGUCAAGAACUAGCCGCUACAGGAAUUCUGUUGCUGUCAAAGCCAAUGACUAACGUCCCGAAUACAUCCAGCAAUUUGCACUGUGACUUGGGUAUGCUGCGAGUGGAUUUGGCUACAUGUUUAUGUACAACAUCGGUCAUUCUCGGACUUAAGAAAACCCAUUACGGCGCUCUUUGUGGGCUUUUGGUACAUGUGAUCUAUGGUCCGGGAUGGGCAUUAUUUCGCCGGGUCGAGAGCACGGCAAGUCCUGGUGUCUAUAGUCCGCUGGACCAAUGGAAUA
This is a messenger RNA of Phaeodactylum tricornutum CCAP 1055/1, 1540 nucleotides long. RefSeq lists its product with no specific name. The annotation marks the transcript as partial. The transcript has a single exon. Gene Ontology annotation, molecular function: molybdate ion transmembrane transporter activity. The record is from RefSeq and is a predicted model, not a curated record. Lineage: Eukaryota; Bacillariophyta; Bacillariophyceae; Surirellales; Neidiaceae. Gene Ontology annotation, biological process: molybdate ion transport.